AAAUACUCAAUUCUUCUCCAUCAACUUUUCUCCGCACAUCACCCGACAAAAUUCACUACAAAUCCCAACUCUUUCUGCAAAAACUAGUCUUGUUCGUCCAAUAAAUGCUGUCACAGAAGAUAGGGAAGUAGACAGUACAGAAGAGAUCAGCGAAGAAAAUGAAAAGAAAGAUUCAAAUGGCAGUGAAUUUGAGGAAACCAAGAAUAGUUUGUCCAUUUUGUUGGACAAAGAUAGGUUUCUUAAUGCUGCAAUUGUACUUGGUGCUGGUACAUUUGCCAUCACAAAGCUACUCACUAUAGAUCAUGAUUAUUGGCAUGGAUGGACCUUUUACGAGAUAUUAAGAUAUGCGCCGGAGCACAACUGGAUUGCAUAUGAAGAAGCACUGAAAACAAAUCCUGUAUUAGCUAAAAUGGCAAUUAGUGGUAUUGUCUACGCUCUAGGAGAUUGGAUUGCCCAAUGUUAUGAGGGGAAACCUCUUCUUGAAUUUGAUCGAACUCGCAUGUUUAGGUCUGGUCUUGUUGGAUUUUCACUUCAUGGAUCACUUUCCCAUUAUUAUUACCAAUUCUGUGAGGCUCUUUUCCCGACCAAUGACUGGUGGGUGGUUCCUGCUAAAGUUGCAUUUGACCAAACCAUCUGGGCAGCAGUUUGGAAUAGUAUCUAUUAUGUGGUUCUUGGUUUCUUGCGUCUUGAAUCUGCAGCCAAUAUUUUUGGCGAGCUCAAAACCACGUUUUGGCCCAUGUUAACGGCAGGUUGGAAGCUUUGGCCGUUUGCUCACCUAAUAACUUAUGGUGUUAUUCCUCUUGAGCAAAGACUCCUUUGGGUGGACUGCAUCGAACUGGUUUGGGUUACUAUUCUCUCAACUUAUUCAAAUGAGAAAUCAGAGGCACGGAUAUCAGAAGAAUCAUUGGAAGCUAAAUCUGAUUCAUCAUCGAGUAAAUCGCCCGAGGAUUAAUCAAGCGAACAACGUCAGAGAUUCUAUGAGUUCUUUGAUCAAGUUGUAAUUAAAAUUAGCUUGUAAUAAAAGCUAUUUAGGAAAUUAAAAGUGUCUAGUAUAGCCAACAAUGAUUUUCUUCUUCUAUAUUUUGUUAUUAUUACGUGCUCUCCUUGCCCCUACCCCUUGUUGAAUGUUGGGAAGAUAGAGAAAAUGCAAAAAUUAGAAUAGAAGAGUUUACAGUGUGGAGGUGAUUUAUAGAUAUACAUAUUUUCUACCUAUUCA
This is a messenger RNA of Nicotiana tabacum (common tobacco), 1216 nucleotides long. RefSeq lists its product as uncharacterized. Gene Ontology annotation, cellular component: cytoplasm; membrane. Lineage: Eukaryota; Viridiplantae; Streptophyta; Magnoliopsida; Solanales; Solanaceae. The record is from RefSeq and is a predicted model, not a curated record.